This is a messenger RNA of Plasmodium coatneyi, 8955 nucleotides long. RefSeq lists its product as uncharacterized. NCBI's taxonomy places the organism in Eukaryota, Apicomplexa, Aconoidasida, Haemosporida, Plasmodiidae. The transcript is spliced from 8 exons. The record is from RefSeq and is a predicted model, not a curated record. Bases 1 to 8955 code for a protein of 2984 amino acids.
AUGGAAGACGCCAACGAUAUUAUAAAAGAAAUUAUAUACAGGUCCGCUGACGAGUGCAACUACAACAAUGAGGAGCUGAACUUCCCGACCAUCAUGAAACAGUACUAUGACGUGACGCGCAAGUACAGCACAACGAAGCAGCUCUCGGGGGAAAUCCUUAACAAGCUAGUAAUUAUCUGUAAAAAUAUAAUAGAGGAAAAAGUUGCGUCUGAGUACCCCCUGAGGGUGCACCACGAGGAGGAAGAAGAUGUCGAACAGGAUGCCCAGGAAGGAGAAGACGCACAUGACAUGGCGUUAGAGGAUAGCAGUCCCCUCAGCAUGCAGGAUGUCUUUUCCCCUUCACAAGAUGUGUUCCAUUACAAACAGUACGAUCAGUACGAUCAAUAUGAACAGUGUGAACGUUACGACUGCUUACCUCCCGGGGGGGAAUCCGUCGAGGUGUGCCGUGUGCGGCCCGGGCGGGCGCACACCCCCCGUGAGGAAGACACCCCCUACAGGGAAAACAUCCCGUAUGAGGAGUGCUUCCCCUACGGGCCACUCAAAAUGACCACCCUGAGGAGGAAGGGACCCACCGAGGAGACCACGCACAUAUGCGAAGUGAGUCCACCGAGAAAAUUGAGCAUCGUGCCGCUGGCGGGUAAGCAGACAGGAAGGAACAGCGCCACGAAGGCAAGAACAACAAAAGGCGGAACAACGCAGAACAAACUCAAGGGCAAUCCGAUGAGCAACGUGAUGAGUUUGUGCAACGUAGGCCCCCGAAGCAAUACCGACCCGAAGCAAAACGAAAAGUCAUUCAUGCAUAAAAAUAACCGAAAUUUGCUGAAAAUUUAUUUAAAUGGAGAAUUAUUGUGUAACAUAUAUGACAAGCUUAGCAAGAAAGUCGGGUGGGGGAUCGGCAGUGGUGACAUGGAGACGACGAGUGUUCAGAAGAAGGUGAAGUUAUACAAUGAGGGGAACGUGUUCUUUACAUUCAAGACGCUAAAGAAGUUUCAAAGGCACUGGGUCUGCUACGCGAGGAAGAAAAAGGAGCUGAGGAACAGAGCCGCCAAGCAUGACAGAAUAUACACCAGGAAGAUAUUGGCCAAAUUCUACGACCUGUGGCUCUAUCGAAAUGAGAAAAAAAUAUACAUCAAAGGAGUGUUCGAAAAAAUGGUGGAAAAGAGGAAGAAGAACCUCCUCCGGAAGCAGUACAAUGUAUGGAUGUGCAAAUAUAAAAAGAGAAAAAAAAAAAAUUUUAUUUACCUUGUUCAUAUCUUUAGUGAGUGGAGAACCUACGCACAGAAGGAGAAGACGCUAAAGAGGGCAAAGCAAAAAGAACGAUAUAGAAGGAAGUUAGUGAAAAAAAAAAAAAACGAGCAAAUACAAAGUGUCUACAAUAAAAAUUUGCUGAUCAAGUGUUACGUGCAUUUUUCCUUGUACCAUAAGAAGAGAAAGAGGGAGAGACAAUCCUUCCGUCUGGUUAGUCUACACACAAAGGAGAAGUUGUGUCACAUUUACUUCUCCCUCCUGGUUAGUCGAUACAAGGAAGAAGUGCAGUUUAAGAACUACUACUCGAGGUACCUUAAAAAGGUUAAGAAAUACCAUUUAAGGAAAUUUUUUACCAUCUUCAGAGGAUAUGUCCAAAGGAGGAAGAACCUAAAAAGGACGCACAACUUGCUAUCACGACAAACUACUACAAACACGCUUAGUGUAUACUUUAACAGAUGGGUUUUUACCCUACACGAGGCGAGAAGAAUCACCACCAUGCUGAGCAGGCACCUUGAGAGAAGGUCCCAUUCUUUGCAAAAAAAAUUUCUACAAAUUCUGAGAAGACACAAGGAUAGAUCGUUCAGUCUGAAGAAGAGGUUUCUAAUCCUUUAUGAGAAAAGGAACCAACUGGAACUGCUUCGUACGUUCCAGCAGUGGAAGAAGCGCUACACCAUCAAUGCCACGCAGUACAUCCUCCUGCACAGUAAAUAUAAGUAUAAGCUUAUCAUUCGAUGUUUCGCUCUCCUACGGGAUUAUAAGGACUACAGGAAGAGGAGAAAGGAUUCCAUUCAACGGAUGCAUAGCUACUUUGUUAACCGGGUGAAGAAGCGAACCGUCUCCAAAUGGAUGCACUAUGUGCGCGUCUACAGGAGGGACAUCCUUCAUUACUACAAUUUUAACGACCAAGGGAAUUUCUUCCUCCUCUUUAUGUUAAAGGCUCUUUUGCAGUGUCGCUUACUCUCUCCAGAAAGCAACGGAAAAACUCUCCUCGAUAUUGUGAAUUUUUCGAAUAUAAAUUUUAAUCUAAAUAAUUUUGUCUUCAUCCAUAAGAAGUACCUCGUGGGGAAGGGUCUCCUUCCGAACGUGGGCACUCUAUACGACAACGCGAUGUUCGUUUACAGGUCUCUUAAUAUUAUUUCCUCCUUCGUGCCCAUCCCCUUCGCCGUCAGCCUGCGCAAGCUGCGCCAUAAUUUACCCUACCUCUGCUUCGCGCUGAAGAUGGCAAUUUACAAACGCGUGGUGGACACCUGGCGUAACGAAUGCAUGCGCAUCAAGCGGUUCAGGGCGGAGUGCAGGAAGAAGCUCCAAAGGGGUUGUCUUUCCCGCUUAAACAAUCUCGUGAAGAAGAAGAAGGCCCUCCAGGAGGCGAAAAAAAAGUACGACCAGGAAAGGAAGGUCCAGAUAAAGAGCAAAGUCUUUUCCACCUGGCUGUCCCUCCGAAUGAAGUACUACACCUUCCGGAAAAGGUUCCAAAGUUUUGGCCUCCGAAAUAGGGAAAAAAAAAUGAAAAAAAUUAUACAAGGCUGGAUAACUAUAAGCAGGGAAAAGAGGGAAAAAAAAAAAAAAAUUCUGCUCUUCUUCAAGUCGGUACUGAUGAGAAAGAAGAAGAAGCAUUUCGACUGUCUACUCCAGCAUGUACACAGAAGGAGGAAAAAAAAAGUGAAGGAAAAAAUUGCCAAUCUGUACUACAUGCGCAAGUAUAAGAGCAGGGCCUUCAAGGCUCUCUUCCUAUACUCCAAGAACCUUCUUUUCUUUAAUGCACUGAAUAGAAUUGCAGAAUCGUACCUAAAGCAGAUGUGCGUUCGAAGGUGGAGGCAGUUCACUAAGGCAUUCCUGGACAGGCGCCAGGAAAUGAGGGCCGCCUUAGGCCAGCUGGACUUGAAAGUGAAGCGCCGCUUUUUCAAUAUUUUCUUCAUCUACGUGCGGUUGCGGCGUAUGAGGCGCAGCAAGAUCGCCCAUUUGAAGCGCGUCCAGGCGAAACUGCUCUCGAAGAAGUUCCUAAACAAGUGGAAGAGCUACGUCCAGAUAAGGAGGAACAAGGAGGUGUUUCUCUCCAACAUGAUAAGCCUCUUCAACAGGAAGAAGAAGCUGCAAGUCAUUAGCAAGUGGUACACGCGGUUCCAGCUGAACGUGCGUUUUAAGGAGACGGAAAGAAUCCUGUCGAGCAAGGUCUGCCUGGUUUACUUCGCGGGUCUACUCCUCUACAGUCAGAAGAUGAAGCGGGUGGAGCUUUUCCUGAGGAGCCGCACCAACGUGGUGACCUGCCAGAGGAUGCUGAAAAAAUGGAGGAGACAAACCAAACUUGAAAUAAAGAAAAAAAAAAUAAUAGAAAGAAGAGUAGCAGCGAUGAAGUGCAAGUACUACACAGAGUGGAAGAAACAGUACCAAAAAGUAAGGGGGAAAAAAAAAGAGGAAAUUAUAAUACAAUCAAUUAGGCAUAUAGGAAAUAUUAACACGUUAAGAAAGGUGACCCACCUGUGGAGGAUAAAAUCCGAACAGUCUAGGAACAUUAAGCGUCUUAUCCAUGCAACCUACUCCUUUGUCAUUAGAAAAUGCAUGAGUGAAGCGUUUGUUGCAGUGUACAGAUGUAGCCACUACUACGUCCACAUACAAGUGACGCUUACCAACUUUUUAGUAGACAAGAAAGAAAAAAUGAAAAGAAAAAUCUGGGGCAUUUUAAAACGUAAUCGUAGCAACCGAGUUAGGAACAGGAAGGCUACACAAUUCCUCUGUUCGGUCCUAAAAGUGAGGGCUUUCUCAGCAUUACAACAGCACUGGAAGAGGGAAUGUGCAUUCAGGAGGGGAUUCCAGCUGGUCACCCUGAACCGGAAAAAGAAGUACUUCAACGCCAUGCUCCACUUUUUUGAGUUUAUCAAAAAGGCUAAAUUCAGUUUUUAUUCCAUUAGGCUUAAUGGGGAGAGUAGAUUGCGGCGCCAUUUCUUCCUCAUCUGGAUGGCCUUCCUGAAAAAGCGCAAGCAGGAGAGGAAGAUCGCCCGCAUAAUACAGAGACAAAAAGCGAACAGAAUAAAGGGGGCCAUAUUUUUUCAAAUUAAGAGAAGACUCAACAGGAAGAGGUACCUCAUGCUUCUGCUACGCAGGAUGGAUGACCUGAUCAGAAUGAAGAUGUACCAACAGGGCGUUUACAAAAUGAGGGCCUACAGGAAAAUCAUGAUCAUACGAGAGAAAAUCCUAUCCAAGCUGCAAAAAGACAGACAUGAGAAAACGCUGAGGAAAGUCUUCCAAUCGUUCAAGGACAGACUAGCCAAAAGGAGAAGAACUCAAGUAGAAAAGGACUUGAUCAGCGGUUUCUACUCCAAAUUGGUGAAGAAGAAAUAUUUUCGUUUUAUUUGUCAGAGGUCACGCGAUUUGUCCAUAAGGAGGGAUGCAGUCCUGCGCAGAGCGGAUGCGAACCUCGUGUUGCACUGUAGGAAGAGACACUUCCUCUCGUGGAAGGCUCUUGUAAAAAGGAAAAGACUCCACAAGGAGCUUUACAAUGAGGUCAAGUUACGGAAGAAAGCUCGUGUCUUCAUUAUGAUGCUACUGGUUAGGGCUCAAAAUUGUUACAAUAAGGUCUCUCUAGUGCACAGGAUACACGCGCUGGUUUACUCCCCUCGGUGUAGCAUCCCCGCAUUUGAGGAGGUCCUCGAUUUUGGGCGCGCCAGCCUGAGGGUGGACCACAAAGGAAACUAUCCUGCUAGUUACAAUGGAAGAGAUGCAUCCGAGUUGAACUUCACAUGGCAAGGAAGUGGAGGAGUUAAUGGAACGGGUGAAAACAUCGCUCAUGACGUAACCACGGCAGAGCGACCAACCAGCUGGAACACACACCAACAAGUUAACGCACUCAUCGCAAUGAAUCGAAUGCAUAUACAGAUUGCAGGCAAAGAAAAGAAAAACUAUCCCUCCAAGGAAAAACGAUCCAGCAGAAAGAACAGCCAUCUUUACAACUACCAAAAACUAUGCUACUCUCUAAAGAACACCCCCAUGAACAGACUAAUCCUUUUGUACCUUCUCAUGUGCGACCUGCACGACAUCAAUGCCUUUUUCGACCACUUCAAGAAGAAGUUCAAUUUGUUGUACCACUUUUUUUUCAAUUUCCUCUCCCUCAAAACGAAGAAGUUGCUAUUGAAGGUUUUCAAAGGGAAUAGAAGUUUUUGUUUUUUCAAAGCUGUUCAUACAAAGGAUGCAGAUUUAAAUACAAACUUUAAACUGUUGCUGCUGAUUUAUUAUCUGCUCGGGGGAUCUGUGCCAUCCGCAGGUGGUUCACACGAAAGUAGGGCUCUCCAUAUUUACGCAACUACGCGUGCCUUCCUCGGGGGGACGCAUAAACGGGUGGAAUCGGACACGACAGAGAAGGAUGUCAAAGCGUCCAAUUUGGCCAACACUUUACACACUGCAGACGAGAAAUGCGCUAAUGGGGGAGGUAGAUCCUCCACUCCAAGCAGCAGCGAGGUAGACACGUCCCUCUCCUCGCAGAGCUCUCAAAAUGGAGCCGCCUCCAUAGGAAUGAACACUUCCAUGAAGCGUACCCCCCAGAUGAGACGCCUACCGAGCGGCGCCCUGCAAAGGAACCUGGUAGAUUUUGUUAAAGCAUUAAGAAGUGGCAUAGCAACCCGUUUUAGGGAAACCACCCUGAGUGUGCACUUCUCCCUAAUGUGUUGCUUAGGUAGAGACAAACUAAUACAAGUGCACCUCUUCUUUAGCAGACUGAAGAGGUCCACGCAGUGGUGGAAACGGUACAGUCUAGUAAAGAGCCAACAUAAGAAGGAGGACAGCAAAAGAGUAGCCACUUUAGAGAAAAAAAAAAACAGCGAACUAUUGGAAAAAUUUUUUGGCAUAUGGGUCCUCUCCUUCAACUGCAAGGUGAAAGAAGUAAAGACUAAAAGGAAGCAAGUUCUGAAGAAGCACAUCCAAUUGUUGUUUUCCUACUGGCAUGGGCUAAUCAAAGUGGGAAACUACGACAAGGAGAAAUUUCUUAAACUUAAGGAGCAAGUCGAGAGGAGGGUGAAGAAGGACUAUCUGGACAGGUUCAUAUCUGCGCAUGUUAGGAAAAAGUGUGAGAAAAGGAACUUUUCCAUUGUAAUGAAGCACAGCAAUGAAAAGAGAAAAAAAACUUUCUUCUACGUGUGGUUGUUACUUUAUCGAUAUGAACAGAAGGGAUGUUUGGUACGCUCUCGUAUGCAAAGGAGAAUACUCAGGUGUUAUUUCGACUCCUGGUUGGGCAUCUACGCGAAGAAGCAGAUAUAUCUUCUCCUCAUUCGCACGCUCAAUGAACACUUGUUCAGGAAGAUCUUCGCCCACGUGGUGCACAAAUUCAAGUACUACAGUUUUAUUAAGGGAAGGGCGGUCUCCACAAUGAAGAGGUGUCUCCUCGUGCACUACAAUCUAGUUAAGCGAAACGUCACAAUUACAAAGUUGCAGGUUUACAUCUGUGCGUCUGUACGGUUUAACCAAAUGAAACACCUGUUUGGACUUUGGAGUAAAAAGUACAGAAAAAAAAAACUGUGUAGAGAGAGCUACCGCAUCGUUAUGAGAAGGAAGAAACGCGUCUUUUUCCACAAGUGGGUAAAACACUUCGUCGAGAAUAGCAAACUUCAUGAAGAGAAAAUAAAAAAGUGGGACACCUUUUUUGUAAAGAGGUUCUUCUCAAAAUGGAUGACGUAUCACCAUUACAAGAAGGUGAAAAAAAGGAGAAAAAAAAAUACCUUACAAUUUUAUUUUCGUCAUUUGAGGAGAACCUUCCAGAUGAACGUCUCGCUUAGGGAAUACACUAGAAAGGCACAACUUGGAGUGAAGAGAAAAAUGUUUUCCAUCCUGAGGGAGAACAAACAGGUGAGGGUUAACAAGAAAAGAAUAAAUCUGUACUGUGUGCAGUUCUCGGAGAAGACACUCCUACGGAGGUACUACUCGUUGUGGGUUAAUCAGUACUUAUUGUGUAAACAUGUGAAGAACGUUAUAUGCAGGAUGACCUUUGUGAGGAACACACAGUUGCUGAGAGGCUGCUUAAACGGGUGGCUACUACACGCACAGAGGAGGAAACAAUUGCAACAAAUUCACGACGUAAUAAAGUAUGAGAAGAACAACGUAGUGCAAACUGUAUUCUACAGGUGGAGAUGUCUGUACGAAUUUGCCACGCGAAGGAAGAAGCGAUCCAUGCAGAAGUUUUUCCUCAUGUGGAUUCACAAUUUUAAAUUUUGUUACUUCAUAAACAGGUUAAAUGUUUACGUGUGUAACAUUUACACGAGGAACAUCUUCUGCUUCUACUUCGACUUGCGGAACAGGAGUGAGAAGUAUAACCUGCUCGCACGGGGAUCCUUCCCCUUUGUGAAAAAACAAAUAGGUUAUGCGCUCUCCUGCAGAACGGAGUUAUUAUCCUCUGGAUUUAAGGCGUUCAACAUGUAUGCACGGAACUGCAAGGAGAUCAGAUUCAAAUUAGAGACGUGUAGAAAAGCACGGGAACGAAAACUGAAGAAACGCCACUUUGCUCUAUUACUAGCUUAUAAGAAAAAAAAAAAAAAAAAAAUGCACCUACACAAUUUGCUCCUCAAGUAUACCAUAGAGAGGAAGUUCCAAAAAUGCAGGACAAUCUUUUUCAUUCUCACCAAUAUGUUUUUUUAUAACAACCAUUUGCGACUGUGUGAGAAGACCAUUCAGUGCCGCAUACAGAGGAGGACCCUGCUGGACUGCCUAGACAAGUGGACUCGCUUUAAAAAUUAUUCCAAAGAAAAUGAGUACCUCCAAAAUCUGAGCAAUGACUUCCUAACUUUUAGGAGAAAAUCUGAGAGCAUAAUUUCUCUCAAACAUUUCUACGUAGAGCGCAAGUGGAUGAAUUACUGCGAAUAUAAUUCACUGGUUUAUUACAAAAGUGUGCAAGAAAAAAUGGCAGCUCGGGUGGUUACCCACUGGCAUAGACAGUCCCUCCUUGCGCGCCAGUUGGCAGACAAGGGUCACCAAUUCAAGGAAAGACACAAUCGUAAUCUUGUGAAGAAAUUUCUCUUCCUCCUCAUUUUUUCCAUUAACAAAAUUAAAAUAGAAAAAAAAAACUUCGAUAUCGUCCGCUUUAAGAGGGAGAAAAUAAUUAAACAGAGCAUCAUCGGCUUCAUGCGAAGUGCCACCUUGACGUGCUCCAAAAAAUUGGACCUCAUCGAAAGAACUCUAAGACAGAAAAGGGAGGCACACUUGGUUAGGACGUAUUGGCUGCCCUUCCUUCGACUCCUCACAAAAAAGAGGAAUCUCCGCAGAGCCCUCUUCGAUGCCCAACAGAGAAACGACGCUGCCCUCACGAAGAAGUAUUUCUACUCCCUCAUUUUUAAGUACGUCACCAACGUGAACCACUACAAGUACUACUACUAUAAUAAGUAUCUGUCCCUGUGGAAGUACUACGUGGUAAUGGGUGGCACGGGGCAACCGGGGAGGGAGCAGCAGUCACGCAGUGGGGAUAUACACGGAGGAAACUCAGACGAGGAGCUCUCCGAUAAACAAUUUGAUAACCCCUUUGAUGACCCCUCCGACGACAGCAAAUCGGACGACUCCUCCGAAUACACCCUGACCUCCGCACUGGGUCUGCGCAAGGGAGAAGCAAAGGGGGGAAAAGGAGACCUCCAAGAAUUUGCCAACCUGGACUCCAUUAACAGCUCCAUAGCGUCAUCGGAAACGAAGGAGGAAAGCGACACGUCGGACGUUGCCGCAGUGGAAGGAGCGAAGUUGUGA